AUGCCUGAGCCAACACCAAUAGAUGUAAACCUGAUGAGCCAGACUGAUCAAAUAGACAAUCCAGAGGUACUAUCUCCCGUAAUUGAACAUGUUGAACAAGACAAUUCGGCACUGCCUCCUUUGAUUCAUCGUUUCAUUUAUAAUUGGCUUAUCACUGAUCCUGGACUUAAUUACACAACAAAGAAAAACUAUCAGGUCCAGAAGCAUGAAGAUAUGCGUACACUCUACUUCUGUGGUGGGAGGCUUCGUACGGUCAAGCAACGGCCCUUGAAUUUGAUUACUGGUGUACUCAUAGUUCUUCCAGCAGUACUCUUUUGGGUGUACGAGGCGCAAUGGGUUUGGGAAAACGUUUCUCCUGCACCAGUGAUUAUAUUCACCUAUCUUUGGUGUGUUACAUUAGCUCUCUUCUUCAAGGCAUCUACCUGUGACCCUGGCGUCUUACCGAGAAAUAUCCAUCUCCCAUUGAAUGUGGAUCCUGUAACUCAUCUGUUUAUAGCGAAGGUGGUUCCAGAGGAAUAUUCAAAUUCAAUAUCACUCCCACAUAAAUCAAAAGAUACAACAAGUCAAGUGGUUCCUACAUUCACAAAAAAUCGUGAGACUUCUUCCAACUCCCCUGGAGUUCUCGUGAAAUACUGUGGAACUUGUCACAUAUGGAGACCUCCUAGAGCAUCACAUUGCACUGUGUGCAAUGUAUGUGUUGUUAAUCAUGACCAUCAUUGUGUCUUUCUUAAUAAUUGCGUUGGGAUACGCAACUACCGUUACUUUUUAUGGUUCCUAGCAUGUUCAUCUCUCACAAGUAUCCUCUUGCUGGCGCUUUCCUUCAUUCAAGUCGUACACUACAAAUUUAUGAAUGACCCAUUACUCGAUGACUUUGGUGAUUCUAUCUACAAAUACCCCGUAGGGUUCUUCCUUGCACUCUAUGGUACAGUGAGCCUUGUGUACCCAACCCUACUUUGGGGACUUCAUCUUUGUCUCACAGGUUGGAACCUUACCACUCGUGAGUAUCUCAACAAUGUUUGGGGCCGUAAACACUCAAAUUUUGUAAAUGUGUUUGAUACACAAUCGCUCAUCAAGAACCUUUAUAUCAACUGGAUAUCCAAACCAAAUGGUAUCACAUUAAUGCGCAUGACUGACCCGUACGAUCCUGGUGAUUUACGAAUGGAGAAGGUUGCCCCUCUCCUGGCAUUUCCAACAAUGUAA
Messenger RNA from [Candida] anglica, 1200 nucleotides. The record is from the annotation of a GenBank genome assembly. Lineage: Eukaryota; Fungi; Ascomycota; Pichiomycetes; Serinales; Debaryomycetaceae.